AAGAAAUCCUGCGCUACCACAUGUCAAGUGAACGUAAAGGCCAGUGCUGCCCUUGUUCGUCCGAGUCGUCGAAUAUAAGCAUAGCUUCUAGCAGCAUUUAAACUUCGCCUUCUCCUCUCCAUUUAUUAGAAGUUCAUAAGUCGAAGUUCGAUCGGAUCCACGCAAGAAGACAGCUACAUUACUCAAUCUUUCAGGGAAAAAAUGAAGCUGUGGCAUAUAUCAAAUAUCUCUCCAAUCUUGGCGAUAUUUUCCAUCCAAAUCUCUGGCUCAAUCUCCCAAACCAUUGUCACGGGACAGAGUAUGCGGUACAUCAGCUUCUCUCCCACCUCCUCGCUCCCAGGAAAUGUAUCAGCAACAUCUCAUGGCCUGCUUGGCAGACAGCUGGAGUGCCCCGUUAGCACCGAAACGCUAUGUUCUGGUACCUCGUUCUGCUGCGAUUUCACCGAACAAUGUUGCAGCGAUUCCUGUGCCCCACUAAGCGCUGUGUGUUGCUCGGACGGACUUUCUUAUUGCACGAGCGGUGAAUACUGUUGUGGGGAUGGCAGGUGCGCUCUUGAAGGGGGGGUGUGCUGCUCAGAUGGCUUCGGAUCUUGUCUCGCUGGACAGAUUUGCAUUCCGAACGGCAACUGCCAAGAUUCUUCCGGUUUAGGAGUCGGAGUUCCAUUCAAGAUGUUGCAUCUUGUUGUUGCUACAUCUCUUGCAAUGGUCUUAAUCAUGUAGGAUAUGUGUUGUGGAUUCAAGAGCGACCUGGAGGUGGAGAAAUUGACAAUCCCUUGUUAAGUUCAAUGGAGGACAUUAUGACCCAAAGGCAAGAGUUUUGUCAGGGCUGAGAGAGACUAUUGAGAAUUAUUAAGGGUCAGAAUGAUUUCCAGUUGUUUGUAAUAUAUGAUCAUGAAUUCAGUCGAAGUAGAUAAUGU
This is a messenger RNA of Hyaloscypha bicolor E, 917 nucleotides long. RefSeq lists its product as uncharacterized. NCBI's taxonomy places the organism in Eukaryota, Fungi, Ascomycota, Leotiomycetes, Helotiales, Hyaloscyphaceae. The coding region runs from base 202 to 720 and encodes 172 amino acids. The transcript has 2 exons. The record is from RefSeq and is a predicted model, not a curated record.